Clupea harengus (Atlantic herring) is the source of this 4184-nucleotide messenger RNA. RefSeq names its product NHS-like protein 2. NCBI's taxonomy places the organism in Eukaryota, Metazoa, Chordata, Actinopteri, Clupeiformes, Clupeidae. The record is from RefSeq and is a predicted model, not a curated record. Gene Ontology annotation, biological process: cell differentiation.
GGGGGCUCGCUGGUGUGUCGAGAAACACAGCCAUUGGUGUUUCCUGUCGUUCGAUUUGUCCUUGUUGUCAUUCGGUGGCUCAUCUCUUUCAAUCCUGUCAGAUGUGUCUCUGAAGCCCCUCUGCUUCAAAUAUAUCUAUUUUUGCUCCAUACUUGGCACUUGAGUUGGACUCACAGAUUAUUUUUCCUGUUGCAUUUUCUCUCUCUUCAUGUCAAUUGGAUUGGCAUCUGUGAGCUAUGCUGUUGUUUAUUCUCGCUGCUGGUUCUCAUGUACGUACGUUCAUUUAAGGUGCCCUUCAAGUGAGAGCCUCCUGAAGAUCACACACUCAGAGAUGGAACAGACAGAGAACCGCUGCCACUAAGAGGCUCGUCUGUCAGGGACUGUCUUUGUGUGUCCCCCCCCCCCCAUCCCUCAGCUUUUCUGAGCCUGUCCAUGGACCACACUGGCCUGUUGUGUGCGACCCAGUCCUGGAAUGGACCAAAAGGUUCUACUUUCUCCCCCAACUGGAAAGACUCCUUGACCUUCUUGACGCCCGACGUCAUCAGGCCUCCAUCAGCCAACCAAAACAUGGCGGGUCACCACCCUCCCCAUGGAGUGUUGGUGUCUGCCUCGGGGCCCAAAGUGGUGCCCAUGGAUCAAAACCGAGUUACCAGCACUGGGAUCGAGCGGAGCUACGCCACAGUGCAGAAGGAUCGGAGGGGGCGACCAGUUAGCGCCAUCGACCCCCACAGGCGUUCCCAGUCGCUGUGUGCGGUGGCAGCUGGCACCAUUGACCCAGGCACUUUGAGGCGCCGGUGCGAGAGCUACGCCAUGGCCUACCCCAGCAGCAGCUCAGACGACAGUGGGAGCGACAGCGCCUCCACUAGGAAAGGAGACCUGCUGCUGCCAGAUGCCGUCCCACGGCCCAGGGCCCGCAGCAUCAUCCUGAGGAAGCCUAAGACGAGGCCGCCACCACCAAUGCGCACCGUCUCCUUGGGGAAGCACGGCGACCGCCGCUGUCAGAGCCUCUACAUCCCCCGGGACCUGCACAGCACCCUACUGCCAGACCUCAUCCCCGUCUCCAAGCUGGAGGAUGGGGAGGAGAGUCCCCUCCCUGUGAACAGCGGCACCACGAAGCUGAAGCCCUCUGCGUCGUCAACUCACUCAAGGCCUCUUAACGAGUUGAGGUCCAGUGAGCCAUGCAAGUCCCAGCCGGGCUCUGUUCCGGUGCCAGGUGCUGCCAGUAGCGAGGUGGCCAAAACCCUGAGCAGCUCAGACUCCCUGAACUCCCCUUCCUCCUCUUCCCGAUCCUCCCCUUCUCAACCACCUGUCACGUCCCCCUCCAAGCCUCUUGGGUCCACGUCCCCUUCCAGCGGGUACUCUAGCCAGUGCGAGACCCCCACCAGCUCGGUGCGAACGACGGCCAUUUUUGGGCCGUCCCCGAUGGGGUGCCGGAUGCGACCCAAGCCCGCGGGCCAAAGCUCCAGGGGCAGCAGAGUGAGGCUGUCCCUACAGCUGCCUGAGACGGCGCCGCCUGCUCCGGAUGAGUCCACCGACCCGGCCAAGCCUGGUCGGCGCUACUCGGAUUCCUCGGCCACGGUCAAGUCCAAGCAGAGGUGCCUGAGUAUGCUCCUGCCCGUGGUGACCCAGGAGGACCUCCUGAACGUGCGUCUACGCUCCGUCUCCAGCUCCGACAACGAAGGGGGGCGCUACGAGGGCUUUGCAGAGGCCAUUGCAGAGGAGGCGGAGAGAGACACCCCCACCCCUUCCAUUGAGAGCCCCAAGAACAAGCCGCCGGUUGCGCCGAAACCUGCUACAUCUACGUGGCAGCCAGUCGUGACUGGUCAAAAGGACCAGCCGGAGACUCAGGAGCCCCAUCACAAUGGCCCCGAGAGACGACGCGCUCCGAUCCCCAAACCCAAGAGGUCUUCCCUCUUAUUGUCAGGAAGUGGUGGGGAGCACCAUGCCACGCAUGGCCUUGGCAGAUCACUCUCUGCUGGUGUUUCCGAAACCCAGAAACACCAAAACACAGACUUUUACUUGUGUGAAAGAAAUGAUAAAAGAAGAAUAGGGCCACCCCCUGUUGCCAAGAAGCCUGAGGUACUCAUACUGCCAAACGGCCAUGGUGUGUGUAAUAAGGAUGGAAUGACUGGCCAUAUCCCAACCAAUGCCUCUCAAGACCUGCAAUUAGUUAAUGGUGGCAACACAGAAAUGCAAAAUGAUAUGCCUCCAAGACACACCCAUGGCAAAUACAAUACUAUGGGGAGAAACCCAUCAAGUAACAAAUAUCAGUGCGGAUAUCUAGACCCAAGCAUGAUGCAGGGUUAUGGAGAGGUACAAGAUGAAGUGUUUGCCAGUAAGACAACAUCUCGCACAACUGAGGACCUGUUCACCAUCAUCCACAGAUCAAAGAGGAAGCUCCUGGGACGCAAGGACUCCUUCGAGGGCCGUCCAUGUGACCUGGGCAUGCAGACGCUAGGGGGCGCGCCACGCCCCAACACCCAGAACGACAGCUUCAUGGCCCUGCUGCGGAGGACCAGGAGCGCCAAGGCUGCCCCCGGGGGACGCAUCUCCGCCGCAGAGCUCCUGAAGAGCUCCAAGCCCACCGCCGCUACUGGCCAGGCCUCUGACGCCACACGCCCAUGAGGGGAUCACGCACUUAUCAAACUUAUUAGCCCGACUUUACAUUAAGUGUGCCUAUCAGAGUGAGCUUACAUGAGUAAAGAACAGCACUAUGCACUUUUCCUGUAAGUAAAUAUAAUUACAUGUGGCUAAUCCCAACCCCAAUCUCAACCCCCAUCUCAAACCCCUAACCCAUUGUUCAACCUGUAAUUGUAUGUAUUUAUAUGGAAAGCACAUAGAACCUAAAAGGUAAUUGAAUAAUAUGUACAUAGAACCUAAGGACACUUAAUAUAAAGUGGGGCCAAUUUUUUAUUUUUUUUUGGCUUGUUUGUUUUGUCUGGUAAUUUUUAAUUGUGUUUCAACUAUGUGAAUUAACAACAAAGAUACAUGUCAUGAUGUUGCACAUUUCCAAGUGUAUGAACAAUGCCAUGAAACAUAACAGAACACAACUUCAAGGCCAUUACGAUGCCAUAGUAACAACAGUUUAGUGUUUUUGUUGUUGUGCUUACUGUUGUUGUGUGCCUUGCCUCAGAGUUGCUCACUUGUAUUUGCCAAGGACUUUUGCUUCUGAGUGAAAUGCCUGUAUAUAGCUUCUAUCUGCUACUGCACUGUGGUUUAGUAAAUUGAUUCACCACGGGGAAAUGUCGUAGCACUUUACAUUAAUCUUCCAUUAAAGAUACAGUCCAAGAUUCUGGUGAAAGGUUGUUGAUAUACGAGCUCAACAGCCAAUCCGUACUCCUGAAGCAAUGUGUUUAUUGGCUGGAUUAGUUCAGAGCACCAGGAUUGUUUAUGAUCACCAGGUUUUUUUUGUUUUCUUUUUGAACGGCUACACAGAAGGAGCAGCUAAGCUAAUGUGGAGAAAUUAGCUGAAUUUGACAAAAGUGUAGUGGAUUAGCAUUGCGGAUAUCGCCUUUAACUAACAUUAAUUCAGUGCAGUAGUGGGAAUUGAUAACGCAUUAACAACAAUAUCUAAGAUCACCCAGUGUUUGUUACUGCUGAUGGUCAUGGUCUGUUUAUGCCAGCUAAGGAGCUGAACAAUCUAAAUCAUUUCAUAAUUUCAGUGUUUCAGAAAUUAAGACUUUGAAUGUGAUGUGUAAUGUAUUGCCUGAACAAAUCAUGAAUUUAAGCUUUUGACAUUACGUAUGAUCGACUAAUUCUAAUGCUCACGGUUUAUUUAAUGUCCAAUUCUGCAUUAACUAAUGUAUGUUAACGGAAUGUUAAUGUAUAGGGUUACCUGCUAUGUUUUUCCCCAACCACUAAUAUGUCCACACCCACUCAAAUAAAGGUGGUAGAGAAGGGCAUGAAGCUGUGUGCUGGAAUGUACAGUAAGACCUGCUUGAAUUGGUACUUGCUAUUUAAUUCUAUGUCUGUACAUGACAAUCAAAACAGAACUCCUGGGGCCAUAAUGAUCUGAAACAUUGAUGUUUGAGAGUGGGGUUGGGGGAGUCGAGGUGGGGAUGUGCUGUUAUGAGAUAAUGUGAAUAGGAAUAUUCAACAGAUCUAUUUAAGAAAUCAUAUAAUGUGCUAUUUGAGUGAAAUUCAGUGCUCUUAUCAAAGUUAUUAAAAACAUUUAUUCACCCAUA